GAUGAUGACGAGGUUGAAGAAGAUGAUGAUUCGAUUCAAGCAGGUCUCGCCAGAAAAGAUGAAACCGAAGAAGAAAAAAAAGAACGUUUAGAAUCCAUUAGAUUAGAAAAGGAACGUUUAAAGGAAAUUAGAGCCCAACAGCGUAAACAAUUAAAAGAGCUUCAAAAUAAUCAAAUGGCCCAAUUACAAGAAGAUAAAGAAAAGUCAGCCAGUGCCAGAUUAAAAUAUCUCUUAGAAAGAACUGAAAUCUUCACUCACUUUGUUUCAAACAGUCAACAAACUAAAAAGAAAGAAACUAAAUCACCAACUUUAUCAUCUCAAAAUGGUUCAAUAUCAGCAACACCAACUAAAAGAGGCCACAUAACUGAAAAAGCAGAGGAUGAUGAAAUUAUGAAAGGAGCCAUUGAAGAAGAAGAGCCACAUUCUUUUAAUUUUUUUACCUCAAGUCCGCCAUAUAUUAAAAGUGGUACAAUGAGAGAUUACCAAGUUAAUGGCUUAAAUUGGUUAAUUCAAUUAUAUGAAAGAGGUAUUAAUGGAAUUUUAGCAGAUGAAAUGGGUUUAGGUAAAACUUUACAAACUAUUUCACUUUUGGGUUAUUUAUCAGAAUAUAAAGGUAUUAGAGGUCCACAUCUUAUUAUUGCACCAAAAUCAACUUUAUCUGGCUGGACUAAAGAGUUUGCUAAGUGGUGUCCAUUCCUUCGUGUUGUCAAGUUCCACGGUAGCAAAGAAGAAAGAGAGGAAAUAAAGAGAAAUAGUUUAAUUUUUAAAAAAUUUGAUGUUUGUAUAACUACAUACGAAGUUGCAAUUAGAGAAAAAGCUGCAUUUAAAAAGUUCAGUUGGAGAUAUAUUAUUAUUGAUGAAGCUCAUCGUAUCAAAAAUGAAAAUUCAGUACUUUCAAAAGGUGUUAGAUUAUUUAACAGUCAAUUUAGAUUAUUAAUUACAGGUACCCCAUUACAAAAUAAUUUACACGAAUUAUGGUCAUUAUUAAAUUUCUUAUUACCAGAUGUAUUUUCAUCAUCAGAAGAUUUUGACAAAUGGUUUGAUUUGGCAAAUACAGAAAAUCAGCAAGAAGUUAUUGAUAAAUUACAUAAAGUUUUAAGACCAUUUUUAUUAAGAAGAUUAAAAAGUGAAGUAGAAAAAUCACUUCCACCAAAGAAAGAAAUUAAGUUAUUUGUUGGUCUUUCUUCAAUGCAAAAAGAUUGGUACAAGAGAUUAUUAACUAAAGAUAUUGAAGCUGUAAUGAAUCCAGGUUCAAAGGGUCAAGCUGCUCGUGUAAGAUUAUUAAAUAUUUGUAUGCAGCUAAGAAAGGCAUGUAACCAUCCAUAUCUUUUUGAUGGUGCCGAGGAAGAGCCAUACACAACAGGUGAACAUUUAAUUACAAAUAGUGGUAAAAUGGUACUUUUGGAUAAAUUAUUAAAGAAACUUCAAGAAAGAGGCUCAAGAGUUUUAAUUUUCUCGCAAAUGGCUCGUAUGCUUGAUAUUCUCGAAGAUUAUAUGUUAUACCGUAAUUAUCGUUAUGCAAGAAUUGAUGGUUCAACUGACUCAGUUUCAAGAGAAAAUUCAAUUGAUAAUUUUAAUAAACCUGGUUCAGAGUUAUUUGCUUUCCUUCUUACAACCAGAGCUGGUGGUUUAGGUAUUACUUUGAAUACUGCCGAUGUUGUUAUUCUUUUCGAUAGUGAUUGGAAUCCACAAAUGGAUCUUCAAGCUCAAGAUCGUGCCCAUCGUAUUGGUCAAACCAAACCAGUAACAGUUUACCGUUUCGUUACAGAAGCCUCAAUGGAAGAGAAAAUGGUCGAAAAAGCUGAAAUGAAACUUCAAUUAGAUGCUUUGGUUAUUCAACAAGGUCGUUUGGUGGAAGCCAAUAAAAAUGCCAAACCAGAGGAACUUUUAGCUAUGCUCAGAUUUGGUGCUGAUGAUAUGUUCAAAAGUAAGAGCUCAACUAUUACUGAUGAAGAUAUUGAUUCAAUUCUCAAGAAGGGUGAGGAAAAAACUGAACAAAUGAAUAGUAAAGUCAAAGAUUUAGCAAAUAACCCAAUUAAAUUCCAAUCUGAUGGUAACCUUUACGAAUUUGACGGUGUCAACUAUAGAAACCAACAUUCAAGUGCAACUUUUUGGGCUGAUACAUUAAAGCGUGAAAGAAAAACUGUUGCAGUCGAUGAAGAUUUUAGUAAAAUGGUUACUGGUCAAGUUAGACCUUCACCAAUGGUAAAGAGAGAAAGACGUUUCAAUAAACCAAAGCAACCACCACUUUACGACUUCCAAUUCUAUCCACCAAGACUUACUCAACUCUAUGAAAAAGAAACUGAAGCAUACAACAGAAAAGUAGAAUGGUAUGAUCAAAAAGAUAAAGAAAAAGAAAAAGCAGGUAAUAAUCCAACAGAGAUAGAAGAUGAAGAAGAACCAGAUUUUGGUGAUCUUAAUAAAGAAGAACAAGAAUCCAAAGAAAAAUUACUCAAAAGUGGUUUUGGUGAUUGGACAAAGACUGAUUUCAAAUCGUUUAUUCGUGGCUGUGAGUUAUAUGGUAGAAAAGCUUAUCAAAGUAUCGCUGAAGAAAUUGGUACUAAAACCGAUAAACAAGUUCAACAAUACUCCCAAGUAUUUUGGAAGAGAUUCGAGGAAGUUAACGAACACGAAAAGCAUGUAUUGCGUAUUGAAAAAGGUGAAGAAAGAAUUCUUCGUUAUAAAGAACAACAAGAAUCAUUAAAUCACAAGAUUUCAAAAUAUAAGAAUCCAUGGCAACAAUUAAAAAUUCAAUAUGGUAUUAAAAAGAAUAAAACCUAUAAUGACGAUGAGGAUAUCUUUUUAGUGUGUAUGAUUCAUAAGCUUGGAUAUGGCGCAUGGGAAGAACUCAAAGAGGAAAUUAGAAAAUCACCACAAUUCCGUUUCGAUUGGUUAAUUCAAACUAGAACACCAAGCGAGUUAAAGCAAAGAUGUGACCAAUUAUUAAAAUAUAUUAUUAAAGAGCAUCAAGAGGAAAUCGAACACCAAAAAGAAUUAGAAAAGAAGAAAAAG
Dictyostelium purpureum is the source of this 3012-nucleotide messenger RNA. RefSeq lists its product as uncharacterized. Gene Ontology annotation, biological process: regulation of transcription by RNA polymerase II; nucleosome organization. The record is from RefSeq and is a predicted model, not a curated record. The transcript has 4 exons. The annotation marks the transcript as partial. Gene Ontology annotation, molecular function: histone binding; nucleosome binding; DNA binding. Gene Ontology annotation, cellular component: chromatin; nucleus. NCBI's taxonomy places the organism in Eukaryota, Evosea, Eumycetozoa, Dictyosteliales, Dictyosteliaceae.